AUGGUCAAACUUAGUUGUUAUUGGUUGACCUUAGUCCUGGUGGUUAUUUCGGGGGCAGAGGAUCCUGAGGAAGGCACCGCAGUGGCUAGUUCUAGCGGGGAAUUAAACGAGGAAACGUGUGGCAAGAAUCGUGAUGGCUGCUGUUCUGAGCUUUAUAUUGGACAAGAGGAAGACUUGACGAAAUGUUUCGUUAUACAUUCCCCUAAACUGCCCAUGGCUGGAGACACGGACGUUAGCAAGACCCUUCGCUUUCUUUCGUGCUUUGUGGAGUGCCUGUACAAGCAGAAAAAGUACAUUGGCAAGAGCGACACCAUUAAUAUGAAAAUGGUCAAGCUGGAUGCGGAAAAUAUGUACGAGAAUCGGCCGAAGGAGAAGGAUUACCACAUAGCCAUGUACGAUUUCUGUCGCAAGGAUGCUGUGGGCGUUUACAACCUGCUUAAGGCCAGUCCCGGAGCCAAGGUGCUCCUGAAAGGCGCCUGUCGUCCCUACCUAUUGAUGGUUUUCAUGUGCAUGAGCGAUUAUCACCAGAAGCACGAGUGCCCCUACUUCAAAUGGGAGGGCAGCAGCAAGGCGGGCACGAAGGAUCAAUGCGAGCAGGCCAAGGCCAAGUGUUAUGUAAUCGACGGGAUAACUCUAUAA
Messenger RNA from Drosophila kikkawai, 639 nucleotides. It is a transcript of the gene Obp58d, whose product is annotated as Odorant-binding protein 58d. The record is from RefSeq and is a predicted model, not a curated record. NCBI's taxonomy places the organism in Eukaryota, Metazoa, Arthropoda, Insecta, Diptera, Drosophilidae.